Penicillium olsonii is the source of this 993-nucleotide messenger RNA. NCBI's taxonomy places the organism in Eukaryota, Fungi, Ascomycota, Eurotiomycetes, Eurotiales, Aspergillaceae. The record is from the annotation of a GenBank genome assembly.
AUGGAGGUCGGCAUUAUUGGCUCCGGAAUCAUUGGGCUGUUGUCAGCUUUGACCCUCACCGAUGCUGGAUACAGAGUGAGCAUCGUUGCAAGAGACCUGCCGGGAGAUGAAUCUCAGGACUGGGCAAGUCCCUGGGCCGGGGUCUCAAUCUACCCACAUCCAGACGUCGGUGGUCAUGAUCUUCAGACGGAGAACUUCAAAUAUUUCUGGGCUCUUGCCCACCGAGACCCAACUAGUGGUGUCCAGGUUGUUAAAGCAACCGAGUACUACGACGACCGAGAUGACGAUUCAUCCAUCUGGUACAAAACAAUGGUUCCCCGUUAUCGCCGGAUCGCGAAAGAAAAACUCCCCGACGGUGCAAAAAUUGGGUUCACAUACACAUCUAUGACAAUCAACCCACACUUCCUCCUGCCUUGGAUUCAGAAACAACUGGAAGCUCGUGGGGUCAGGUUCAUCCGAAGGACGCUGGAUUCUAUCGAUGAAGCCCGGAACAUUCUGAAUUCAAAGCUCAUUGUAAACGCAUCUGGCCUCGGCGCCUUGACUCUUGCAGAUGACAAGAACGUGGAGGCUGUUCGUGGGCAGACGAUGUUUAUCACAACUGACUUUGAGGAGUUGAAAAUGCAUCAGGGCUCGCAUUACACCUAUGUGAUCCCGCGAAUGUUCACAAAUGGCGCGAUCAUCGGUGGUGUGAGCCAGCCAGGUAGCCUCGACCGCAAGGUUGACCCGCCGACGCGAUCUGAUAUCAUUCGACGUGUGCAAGCUCUAACAAACGGUGAAAUCGGGCAAAUCGAUCCGAAGGACAUACAGAAAGACAUUGUUGCGUUCCGACCUGGCAGAAAAGGAGGGUAUCGAUUAGAACCUGAAGGCCAGACCGUCCACGCCUAUGGAUUUGCUGGUUUGGGAUAUAUCUUCAGCUAUGGGGUGGCUAUGAAGGUGCGAGAACUCAUCGACGCAGUUGUCCAAGAUAGGAAAGCCAGCAGAAGUCGGCUGUAG